Messenger RNA from Eruca vesicaria subsp. sativa (arugula), 882 nucleotides. The record is from the annotation of a GenBank genome assembly. Lineage: Eukaryota; Viridiplantae; Streptophyta; Magnoliopsida; Brassicales; Brassicaceae.
AUGGCUAAUCAGAAAAAUCUUUUCUUCUUAUGUUUCCUACUAGGUUUAGGGUUAUGUUCUGCAAGACGAGCACUUCUCUCCUCCUAUGAACCGGAGGAUGAAGUCGCUGGCUAUGGAGACAAGAGUAGUUUGCAUGUUGGUUAUGGUGUUGGAGUUGAUGUUGGUGGUGGUGUUGGUGGUGGCGGUGGAGAAGGAGGUGGUGCUGGUUACGGUGGAGCUGGCGGCAUUGGUGGAGGCGGAGGUGGUGGACAUGGUGGUGGUGCUGGCGGAGGUGGUGGUGGUGGUCCUGGAGGAGGAUCUGGUUAUGGAGGUGGAAGUGGUGAAGGUGGUGGAGCUGGAUACGGAGGCGGAGGAGCUGGGGGACAUGGUGGAGGUGGAGGAAGCGGAGGAGGUGGUGGUGGAGGAGCUGGCGGUGCACAUGGUGGUGGAUAUGGUGGUGGAGAAGGUGCUGGUGCUGGAGGAGGAUACGGAGGUGGUGGUGCAGGUGGACAUGGGGCCGGAGGUGGUGGAGGCGGUGGAACUGGAGGUGGUGGAGGAGGUGGCGGUGCACAUGGUGGUGGAUACGGUGGUGGAGAAGGCGCUGGUGCUGGAGGAGGAUAUGGAGGUGGCGGUGCAGGUGGACAUGGAGGUGGUGGAGGCGGUGGAAAAGGAGGUGGUGGAGGAGGAGGUUCUGGCGCUGGUGGAGCUCACGGUGGUGGUUACGGUGCCGGAGGUGGAGCUGGAGAGGGAUACGGUGGUGGUGGUGGUGAAGGAGGACAUGGUGGUGGAGGAGGCGGUGGUGGUGGAGCUGGAGGUGGCGGAGGAGGAGGUGGAGGUUAUGCAGCUGCUGGAUCUGGACACGGUGGUGGUGCUGGUAGCGGAGAAGGCGGUGGUGGCUAUUAA